AGAAGAACUGUCGCCGGUACACGGUACCUUUGGACUUGUUUUGCUGGCCUUGUUCUCACCUUAACCUUCACCUUACCUCAGCCAUCCAACAUUGCCAAUCACCGUCUCGUCCUCUUGGUCUCUUGUGUCUCGCCUCCGCCUUUGCUGGGUCCUCGAUGCAACUUGAUGCCGCUACACCCUUGCGGAUAGCCGUCCGACACUACUUGGCACUCUUUCUCCCUCCCUACCCUACCCUACCACACCAACGCACCUCUUCAUCCACGUUCCGCCGGCCAAGACGCAUGCCACUACAGCCCUGCAUGGGCCAACAACGAGCCAGUCUUGGAACUUGGAACAGCCCUGCCCAUUCGCUGCCGCAGGCGGUACUCUACCCUUUUCCGCCGUGCCCCAACCCACCUUGCGCGUCUCAAACCAUGUACGUCGUCACCGUCAGUUCCACCUCCUGGUUUCCUGUCGGUGUCCAUGUCCAUCUCUCAGAUGCCAUCUGAGGCCCAUUCCUGCUGCACUCGCACCGGCCCUUGACCGUCGCUGUCCGUCCAAUACUCCCCAGACAGAGACACCUGUUCCCGCAUAUGAAUGCCUGCCGCUGCUGUAUAAUCCUGCACAACUCGCCACUGACCCUGGCAACUGACUCUGUUAACAGACCAGGCAUUCCCUUAUGUGGAGUUGGCAAAAUCGAUAGACGCUUCGCUCGGUCUGGUCCGGUGGUAAAUGCUCAGACCCAUGCCACCUCUUCUUUAAUUGCGCCUAUCCCACCUUCUACCACCGCCUUUCUCUCUUCGUGCUGGUCUCCGGCGGUGAUCAACUAGACUCCUCGAGCCUCCCUCCCCCUUUCCUUCUUCCUUUCACUGGUUGCGCCUGCCCCCAUUGUCGCCUCACAGUCUAUCUACUUGGAAAGGAGCAUCGUUCAGGGCGCAGCUCACAAAGGGUCGACAAAUAUCAGACCAUCUCGCCAUUCUCACUACCGCAGAUAGUACUCGAGGAUCGCUCAACCUACAAUCCACCACCCACGAAGUAACGUUGAUAAUUUCAGAACAACUCGCGCGGCAUGGCAGUUUCAACAGUGUCAUCGUAACCAAAUUCUAUCGGCUGGCCGUUUCGAGCACUGCCAUCCGCAACCCGUACCACUUCGAGGCGAUUUUCUCUACUUUUACUAGAUUGCAGACUUUUUGUCAUCUGGUUGAGGACUAGGGAAUCGUCUCAAAAUUCCACCUUUUAAACGUCAAGAUGGGCAAUGCACAGUCUACCGAGACGCAUCAUGAUUCACAUGUGCCAGGUGGAAGCAGCAGCAGAAAGUCACCUCACAAGUUAUCGAAACCUAGAGUCGGCAAUCAUGCCUCUCCCACACCCCAAUUACCGGGCCCCAGCCAACUAAGCAUACAACGUGCUGCAUCCGCCAGUCUGCCACCCUCUCGAUCGAAUUCGCGACUUCUGCCUGGGCAAAAUUCGCCUGCACCGUCACCUAUUUCUGCAACCGCCGGAUCUCAGCUUGGUGCAGUCGCCCGAGCACCCAGCACCGCUUCCAUGGCGGACCCAGAAGUGAAACCUGUGAGGGAUUGGAAGCGCAGGGCAAGCUUGUUCAGAUCAAAGAGCUCUCAAGAGCCCAGGAAACAAAACCGUAGGGAAAGCAUGGUGCUGAGCCCGCCUGUUCCAGACAGAAUGUCGAGGGCAAAUUCAAUGACCUGGGAGAGUCAGCAGGAAAUGGACAUUUCCAGGCAGUUGCAAGUUGAGAGCUGGCAUGUUCCCGGGAAUCGUCAGUCCAUCAACUACAAUCUCAUGUCAUACGAAUCGAGAAGGCUCCUGAACCUCAACGAAGAUCUCACCGCAUGCGAAGAGAACUCGAUGGUGUCUGAAAGCAAGUUCGAGGUGUCACCGAAUACUUGGAAAAGUUCGCAUCCGCACCAGCCAGUCCUUGCACAAUCAGUCAGCGCUCAGCUGCCUCUACCCCGAGCCAACUCAGAUUUGGCACUGUAUGCACCCGUACGGCGACGUUCCAUGAUCCAAACUCCAGGUCUUGCGACCCGAAUGCCGUCAGAAUAUGCUUCAUCUAGACGGUCGAGUGUGCGGCACAGCAUGCCUACAACGCCAGCAGGAGGGCGUUCGCGAAUGAACUCAUUAUCGGUCGACUCGAGCGCAUAUCCGAUCCCGACGUUGGAAGAAUACGUCGCUGAGCGAUUCGCCUCGGAGCCCGAAUAUCUGUGUGAACCAGUGGCGGAACCUGUCGAAAGAGCCUUGACCCCUUCUGAUAUGGAUUACCGGCCGCUAGGUGCUAUGAAGUUUGGCUCGCUGCGGAUCACGAAUGGAGAGGCCAGCCCGCUUCCAAGUCCGGAUUUUGAGCCAGCAGUUCAGGUCAGCAUAGCAGAAAAGUCGCAAAUGGUUGCUGUUGAGGAGUAUUUCAGUCACGAGAACGGAUCGGGUGGGACGGGCUUUGAGAGCAAGGACAUCGAAAUCACGGUCUCGACAGUGCAAGCCAGUGCUACUUCGCAGACACUCAGUCCGAUCAAGACUUCGGUUUUAAAGGCAGAAUCGCAGAGGCGGCGGUCAACUUCGCCACUCAGUCCAGAGUUGAAAAUAUCAUCCAAGCACACAGCAAUGGAAGACGACCUUUUUGCGGAAGAAGAUGAAGAUGUGCAAAUGGAGUACUCUGUCGAGGUCCUGACGGUCAGAAAUGACCCGAACGCAAAACCAAGUUUCGAGCGACUGAAAGCGGAUCAGUCUCAGAAACAUUCCCGAGCAAUUGCACGCGCCGACAGUGGAGUCGUUGCUAGCCCGACCACUGAGCACCAGCCCAAACCGCUGUCCAAGGCCGAUUCCGGCUACAGUUCUAAUGUCUCGCUGAGGUCGUUUCAUGCCAAGCAACCGUCUGCAGGCAGCCGUCCAGCUGGCCGUGCCGCAUCGGAGGAUUCGGGCGAUGAACUGUCAGACUCAGCCGCAUCCCCAACUGUAGCCGUCAGCGGCAACAGGCUGCAAGUCAGUGUUCUUAAGACUGACAUCCGCCCUGUUGAUCCUUCACAACUUGGCGCCUCAGUUUCUUCGUCUCUGCCCCCGAAGGACGAUUUUCUUGUCUCUCCGACUAACAACACAAUGACGGUCACAUCGCCCAAGUUCUUCUUCAACCUCAGCGCCGGUCAUUCCUUCCGCAAGGACCGGAAAUCUCCGGCCCCAGCGUUAAUUGACAGCACUCAAUCGGCCAAACAAGGCCCCGCUUCUCCGGCCGCCAUUCGUUCUCCCGGAGCUGCUUCCGAAAAGUCAAAUUCCUCCUUGAGCAUUGGCAACGGCUUGCAGAAACCUGGCAAGUUGCAAAGACUUCUCAGCGGCUCUGGGAUGCGAGGACCCCCGACCGUUCACGCAACGCAUCCGUCUGACGAAGAGAUACCCUCGGUACCCCAGGAUGUUCAGUCAAAGCUUGAGGAGCACUCUGGUCGGUUUCCUAUCACAACCAAGCGAUUGACUCUUCGUGCGCAGGCCAGUAAAGAGACUCUCAAGACCAUUUUCAGUGUCGGAAGCUUCGAUGCCGGCCAUGCCGACGACAAGCGCAGCUCUGCGCUCCUGGUCGAUGCCACUCAGGUUGUGAGCGAGGUGAUAGCAGAGACGCCUGGACCCUCUGAGAAGCCCAAGUCACCCUACCGCCGUUCCUUUCAGACUAUGCCAGCCUCGUUCGCUCAAGCUGCGGCUUCUGUCAUGCCGCGGCGCUCUAUCCACCGCAAGCCAGUGCCUUCUGGCGUUGCGAGCAAGGCCGAGUUUAUCGGCGAAGCCAGAGCCGACGAGAUCCAGGUCGGCUUCGAGUCGAACAUCACGGCCAUCGACAAUGUCGGCGAGAGCGUCGGCAAGAGUGCUUUCGACCAAGCUUUCAUGGCGCUACCUCGUGAACAGCCUGUUCAGACCCAACACAGUCGUACUCUGACAAUGCCGGCGCACAUGGAACGUGAGAUUGGGCUACGAUUUCGUCCCACCGAGCCUCUGCCUCCGACAAGCCGCCACUCCGAAUUCGCGUCUCAGAGUCUGCAGGUUCCCGAGGUGUCAGUGAAGAGGAAGACUUCUCCGCCCGUCAGUCUGCAUACCCGCAGUAGCACCAAGAGUCCCCGAAAGCCAGUGCCAGUGCGCCCCCAGUCAUCCUCGUCCAGCGAGGCCAGCCGAAGACAAACCUUGUCGAGGCAGAACAGCCGCGAGACCAUCCACAGCUACCCAUCGGCGUUGAUGGGGGCAUCACUCGAUGACGCUCUUGCUGUGCCGCCCAUUCCGCCAAUGAGCCCUCGCAGGGGCAUGACGAUGCUCGAGAAGCAAUACGCCAGGCGUCGCUUGACGACUGAGGACAAGUGGCGCCCUACCAAUGGUUCUUUUCCCGAGUUUGGCCAGCCAGUUACACGCAGCGCCUCCACCAACCCAAUGGCACAUCAGCAGCAGCGACAACUCCGUCAUCGAUCAAGCUACGACAGUUACUCGCAGUACCGGGGACCUGUUGCACGCGGACAUUCAGUUAUCAACCAGAGCCCGAGUCAAAGCGGCAGUUACUACCAGCAGCAGCUCUUAAACAUCCAACAGCAGCAAUGGGAACAGCAGCAGUACUACUCCCCCGACGCCGUUCAGCCGGGUCUUUCCAGAAGCCGCAGCCGGAGCCGUAGUGUGCACGCAAACGGUGACCAGCCCUAUAGAGUCCUCCACAGCUACAACUCGCCGGCGUACCGCAACGCACCAAUCUGGGGUUGAGUCUUUUUUCGGUGGCGUACCAAAUGCAGUAGCUGACCCAUCAUUUCACUUCUCGAGGUGGCCAGUCCCCUCAUACAUAAUUGCUCUUUUUUGAGCGUCCAAUACGACAUCAACCGAUUCUCGCCAACUUGCGCAAGCUGGCGCUGGUUUUGUCUACAAAGUUCUCUAUGUACAGUCUUGCAGCAUACGCAUUUCACGAUCAGGCUAGCAACACCGAUCGUCUCGGCAUGAAACUCGCGAUUUACGGAUUUUACAGAAAUGCGAAUUAUUCCGGUCGUUUUCCUUUGACACGAACACAUACACAACCUCGGAUAUACCCAGUGGUAAAAAAACACAACGGCCUGAUGAAACACGGAUAAACCGGCCAAUGACAUUUCUUAUACCCGAUAUCGAAACAAGAGGGGGGGUUCUUUUUUUCGAGGCUUUGUUCAUUUCCCAAUUCUUGGAACGGGCGGUAACACAGUAUACGUCAUUCUUGGGGAAACGUCUGCUUGAAACUUGGUUUUGAUUUUGCGCCGAACGGAGUUUGGAAUACCCACUUGAAAUUGUCCAUGAUUGGGAAUCAUUUGGGGAAAGCUGUAGUUCUGGUACACAGCUGAAUGGGAUAGUAUCAUCGGGAACAGGAGUGAUGCAAUAGGUUCAUUAGGUUUUCGAUUAGACUAGGUAGGGAUAGCAAGCAGAACCUGUCUGAACAAUAUCGAUG
Messenger RNA from Colletotrichum scovillei, 5410 nucleotides. RefSeq lists its product as uncharacterized. Lineage: Eukaryota; Fungi; Ascomycota; Sordariomycetes; Glomerellales; Glomerellaceae. The record is from RefSeq and is a predicted model, not a curated record. The coding region runs from base 1228 to 4707 and encodes 1159 amino acids. The transcript has 3 exons.